Molecule: messenger RNA, 5090 nt
Organism: Mandrillus leucophaeus (drill)
Lineage: Eukaryota; Metazoa; Chordata; Mammalia; Primates; Cercopithecidae
Gene: TNS2
Product: tensin 2
Exons: 29
Coding region: 377-4588 (1403 amino acids)
Biological process (GO): peptidyl-tyrosine dephosphorylation
Molecular function (GO): protein binding; protein tyrosine phosphatase activity
Source: RefSeq, a predicted model, not a curated record
AAGGGUGUCCGGCGACUUGGGCCAAAAGUAACACCAGGUGUCUUCACCUGAUUCAGGCGCCCGCCUGGGGUAGGGGACGCUAGCACCAGCAGGGUAGGCCACGGGUGGUACUCUCAGGUCAGACCCAACCAGGCACACUCCUGUCGGCAGGGUGAGAGGCUGAGGCUGCGCGGCAGUUCCCUGUCUCCUUGUUCCUAGUUUCUUCUGGACCUACGCCCACCGUUUCUUCUGCGUCUGUCUGGCUCGCGUGUUUCUUUUUGCCUGUGUCCCGCCGGGUCAGGCUCUCCCCGUCUCUGAGACUUUCCCGUCCCCGUGUCCUCCGCGGCCGUCUCUCUCCAACUCUCUCUCUCCUUCUCAGCCACUUCCUGUCUCCAGUAUGUGCCUGGCUCGGCCCCGCUGGCCGUCUGCGCACCCUCUUUCCCCUCGCCUCUUUCCUAAGAAAGCUGAGCCUCAUAGCUUCCGGGAGAAGGUUUUCCGGAAGAAACCUCCAGUCUGUGCAGUAUGUAAGGUGACCAUCGAUGGGACAGGCGUUUCGUGCAGAGUCUGCAAGGUGGCGACGCACAGAAAAUGUGAAGCAAAGGUGACUUCAGCCUGUCAGGCCUUGCCUCCCGCGGAGUUGCGGCGAAACACGGCCCCAGUCAGGCGCAUAGAGCACCUGGGAUCCACCAAAUCUCUGAACCACUCAAAGCAGCGCAGCACUCUGCCCAGGAGCUUCAGCCUGGAUCCGCUCAUGGAGCGGCGCUGGGACUUAGACCUCACCUACGUGACGGAGCGCAUCUUGGCCGCCGCCUUCCCCGCGCGGCCCGAUGAACAGCGGCACCGGGGCCACCUGCGCGAGCUGGCCCACGUGCUGCAAUCCAAGCACCGGGACAAGUACCUGCUCUUCAACCUUUCAGAGAAAAGGCAUGACCUGACCCGCUUAAACCCCAAGGUUCAAGACUUCGGCUGGCCUGAGCUGCAUGCUCCACCCCUGGACAAGCUGUGCUCCAUCUGCAAAGCCAUGGAGACAUGGCUCAGUGCUGACCCACAGCACGUGGUCGUACUAUACUGCAAGGGAAGCAAGGGCAAGCUCGGGGUCAUCGUUUCUGCCUACAUGCACUACAGCAAGAUCUCUGCAGGGGCUGACCAGGCACUGGCUACUCUUACCAUGCGGAAAUUCUGCGAGGACAAGGUGGCCACAGAACUGCAGCCCUCCCAGCGUCGAUACAUCAGCUACUUCAGUGGGCUGCUGUCCGGCUCCAUCAGAAUGAACAGCAGCCCUCUCUUCCUGCACUAUGUGCUCAUCCCCACGCUGCCAGCCUUUGAACCCGGCACAGGCUUCCAGCCCUUCCUUAAAAUCUACCAGUCCAUGCAGCUCGUCUACACGUCUGGAGUCUAUCACAUUGCAGGCCCUGGUCCCCAGCAGCUUUGCAUCAGCCUGGAGCCAGCCCUCCUCCUCAAAGGCGAUGUCAUGGUAACAUGCUAUCACAAGGGUGGCCGGGGCACAGACCGGACCCUGGUGUUCCGAGUCCAGUUUCACACCUGCACCAUCCACGGACCACAGCUUACUUUCCCUAAGGACCAGCUGGACGAGGCCUGGACUGAUGAGAGGUUCCCCUUUCAAGCCUCCGUGGAGUUUGUCUUCUCCUCCAGCCCCGAGAAGAUCAAAGGCAGCACUCCACGGAAUGACCCCUCGGUCUCUGUCGACUACAACACCGCUGAGCCGGCUGUGCGCUGGGACUCCUAUGAGAACUUCAACCAGCACCACGAGGACAGUGUGGAUGGCUCCCUGACCCACACCCGGGGUCCCCUGGAUGGCAGUCCUUAUGCCCAGGUGCAGCGGCCCCCCCGGCAGACCCCCCCGGCACCCUCUCCAGAGCCUCCACCACCCCCCAUGCUCUCUGUCAGCAGCGACUCGGGCCAUUCCUCCACGCUGACCACAGAGCCGGCUGCUGAGUCCCCUGGCCGGCCGCCCCCUACGGCUGCUGAACGGCAGGAGUUGGAUCGCCUCCUAGGAGGCUGUGGAGUGGCCAGUGGGGGCCGGGGGGCUGGGCGAGAGACGGCCAUCCUAGAUGACGAAGAGCAGCCCACUGUGGGCGGAGGCCCCCACCUCGGAGUGUAUCCAGGCCACAGGCCUGGCCUCAGCCGCCACUGCUCCUGCCGCCAGGGCUACCGGGAGUCCUGCGGGGUCCCCAAUGGGGGUUACUACCGGCCAGAGGGAACCCUGGAGAGGAGGCGACUGGCCUAUGGGGGCUAUGAGGGAUCCCCCCAGGGCUACGCUGAGGCCUCGAUGGAGAAGAGGCGCCUCUGCCGAUCGCUGUCAGAGGGGCCAUACCCCUGCCCACCUGAGAUGGGGAAACCAGCCACUGGGGACUUUGGCUACCGCGCCCCAGGCUACCGGGAGGUGGUCAUCCUGGAGGACCCUGGGCUGCCUGCCCUAUACCCAUGCCCAGCCUGCGAGGAGAAGCUGGCGCUGCCUACAGCAGCCUUGUAUGGACUGCGGCUGGAGAGGGAGGCUGGAGAAGGGUGGGCAACUGAGGCUGGCAAGCCUCUCCUGCACUCAGUGCGGCCUGGGCACCCGCUGCCUCUGCUCUUGCCUGCCUGUGGGCAUCACCAUGCCCCGAUGCCUGACUACAGCUGCCUGAAGUCACCCAAGGCAGGCGAGGAAGGGCACGAGGGCUGCUCCUACACUAUGUGCCCCGAAGGCAGGUAUGGGCAUCCAGGGUACCCUGCCCUGGUGACAUACAGCUAUGGAGGAGCAGUUCCCAGUUACUGCCCAGCAUAUGGCCGCGUGCCUCAUAGCUGUGGCUCUCCAGGAGAGGGCAGAGGGUAUCCCAGCCCUGGUGUCCACUCCCCACGGGCUGGCUCCAUUUCCCCGGGCAGCCCGCCCUAUCCACAAUCUAGGAAGCUGAGCUACGAGAUCCCUACGGAGGAGGGAGGGAACAGGUACCCAUUGCCUGGGCACCUGGCCUCAGCAGGACCCUUGGCAUCUGCAGAGUCGCUGGAGCCGGUGUCCUGGAGGGAGGGCCCCAGUGGGCACAGCACACUGCCUCGGUCUCCCCGAGAUGCCCCAGGCAGUGCUUCGUCAGAGUUGUCUGGUCCCUCCACGCCCCUGCAUACCAGCAGCCCAGUCCAGGGCAAGGAAAGCACCCGGCGACAGGACACCAGGUCCCCCACCUCAGCGCCCACUCAGAGACUGAGUCCUGGCGAGGCCUUGCCCCCUGUUUCCCAGGCAGGCACCGGAAAGGCCCCUGAGCUGCCUUCGGGAAGUGGGCCUGAGCCUCCGGCCCCUAGCCCCGUCUCUCCGACCUUUCCUCCCAGCUCGCCCAGUGACUGGCCUCAGGAAAGGAGUCCAGGGGGCCUCUCAGACGGCGCCAGUCCUCGGAGCCCUGUGCCUACCACACUUCCUGGCCUCCGCCACGCCCCCUGGCAAGGCCCUCGAGGCCCCCCAGACAGCCCAGAUGGGUCUCCCCUCACUCCUGUGCCUUCCCAGAUGCCCUGGCUUGUAGCCAGCCCAGAGCCGCCUCAGAGCUCACCCACACCUGCUUUCCCCCUGGCUGCCUCCUAUGACACCAAUGGCCUUACCCAGCCCCCACUUCCUGAGAAACGCCACCUGCCCGGGCCGGGGCAACAGCCAGGACCCUGGGGCCCAGAGCGGGCAUCAUCGCCAGCCAGAGGCAUCAGUCACCAUGUCACCUUCGCACCUCUGCUCUCGGAUAAUGUCCCCCAACCCCCAGAGCCUCCUACACAAGAGAGCCAAAGCAAUGUCAAGUUUGUCCAGGAUACAUCCAAGUUCUGGUACAAGCCACACCUGUCCCGUGACCAAGCCAUUGCCCUGCUGAAGGACAAGGACCCUGGGGCCUUCCUGAUCAGGGACAGUCAUUCAUUCCAAGGAGCUUAUGGGCUGGCCCUCAAGGUGGCCACACCGCCACCCAGUGCCCAGCCCUGGAAAGGGGAUCCCUUGGAACAGCUGGUCCGCCAUUUCCUCAUUGAGACUGGGCCCAAAGGGGUGAAGAUCAAGGGCUGCCCCAGUGAGCCCUACUUUGGCAGCCUGUCCGCCUUGGUCUCCCAGCACUCCAUCUCCCCCAUCUCCCUGCCCUGCUGUCUGCACAUUCCCAGCAAAGAUCCUCUGGAAGAGACCCCAGAGGCUCCAGUGCCCACCAACAUGAGCACAGCAGCAGACCUCCUGCGUCAGGGUGCUGCCUGCAGCGUGCUCUACUUGACCUCAGUGGAGACAGAGUCACUGACAGGCCCCCAAGCCGUGGCCCGGGCCAGCUCUGCAGCUCUGAGCUGCAGCCCCCGCCCAACACCAGCAGUUGUCCACUUCAAGGUGUCCGCCCAGGGCAUUACACUGACGGACAACCAAAGGAAGCUAUUCUUUCGCCGCCAUUAUCCAGUGAACAGCAUCACCUUCUCCAGCACUGACCCUCAAGACCGGAGAUGGACCAACCCAGACGGGACCACCUCCAAGAUCUUUGGUUUCGUGGCCAAGAAGCCGGGAAGCCCCUGGGAGAAUGUGUGUCACCUCUUUGCAGAGCUUGACCCAGAUCAGCCUGCUGGCGCCAUUGUCACCUUCAUCACCAAAGUUCUACUGGGCCAGAGAAAAUGAAGGAAGGCCACAAGCUGAGAGCCCACAUCAACACUGCACCCCUCCCAGCACCCCACAGCCCUCACUUCCCCUGGCCUGGACCCAGGAGACCCAAGAGAAAGCACCCCCCCUUAGGAAUGAGGAGUGGGCAUCAGGCCUGGGACACUGCUCUCCUUCCCCACCCCCAGCUGGCUAAGUUAAGUGGAUGGGCCCAUGAGAUGACCUUGCAUGUGAGCAGAUGGCAGAGAUGGGUGUGUGAGGGGUGAGGAGGCAUCAGCAGUUGAGCCCCAAAGGAGAUCAGGCAGCCCCACCUGCAGGAGAACGUCAGCCCUCCAGGGGAUCAGCCCCUGCCAGUUCCACCCAGCUGCAGGUCCCAGCAUGGCAGGGAUGGGAGAGGGGUGGGGAGCAAGUCACUGCCUCCUCUGAGCAGAGAUUCAGAGUAGGAUCACAUGAAUAGGGGAAAAAAAGAGAGUCUAUUUUUGUCUAAUAAUAAAGAAAUAAAGAAUUUCUAUAAACUUUAGCC